Messenger RNA from Lottia gigantea (owl limpet), 267 nucleotides. RefSeq lists its product as hypothetical. The record is from RefSeq and is a predicted model, not a curated record. The transcript has a single exon. Bases 1 to 267 code for a protein of 88 amino acids. Lineage: Eukaryota; Metazoa; Mollusca; Gastropoda; Lottiidae.
AUGGCGGGGUGUACUAGUGGAUCUGUAAAGUUACUAUGUGUUGUAUUUCUAACCGUACUCUGUGCAUUAUCUGUGUCGAGUCAAAGAACAUGCAAGGAGGCUGAUAUGUGUUGUAAAGCUCAGAACAAUACUUGUUAUUUAUUCGGACCCAGGAUGGACGGGAAUUAUAACGAAUCCAGAUGUUAUUGUGAUGCCAAUUGUCUAAUAAUGGGUGAUUGCUGCAUUGAUUUUCACAGCCAUUGCGAAGGUAAGAAAUUCAAAAUUUAA